AUGCAUCCUCAUGUGCUCAGUCACCCCAAUUGGAGGGAUGCCCAGCCUGCCAAGGAUAGAGCAAGGGCUGGCAGUGGUGCUGAUGAUGCUGCAUUUCGUGGCGGUCAGCUCUGUGGUCCUCGACGGAAGCUGAUUCUUUGCUUCGAUGGGACUGGAAACAAGUUCCGUGGCGAUGAUAGCGAUAGCAACAUCUUGAAGAUCUUUCGCAUGUUGGACAGUUCAGCGAAUGACCAGUUCCACUAUUACCAGCCUGGAAUUGGAACUUAUGUUGUCUCUGACACCUUAACACACAACGGCUUACGAGCCAAGUGCAAGUCAUGGUAUCAAAUGGCCAAAGACUCGGCAAUCGGUUCCUCUUUUGACCAACAUGUAGUGGGUGGCUAUCGGUUCUUGAUGCGAUAUUACUCUCCAGGGGAUGAGAUCUACAUGUUCGGCUUUUCGCGGGGAGCCUAUGUCGCUAGAUUCCUAGCAGAGAUGCUAGACUUUGUCGGCUUGUUGGCGCAUGGUAACGAGGAGAUGGUCUCCUUCGCAUGGAACUCAUUUUCUCAGUGGCAGGCCAGAAGGAGUAACUCCACACCACAGGGCAAGGAAGACCGUGAGAAGAUGUAUCAGUUCCUUAAAGGGUUCCGGGAAACAUUCUCACGGCCAAUCCGUCGCAUUAGAUUCUUGGGACUCUUCGACACGGUGAACAGUGUCCCCCGCUUCGAGACUGCAUGGAUGCAACGCAGUAAAUUCCCGUACACGGCAAGAAGCUCCGCCAAAGUUAUAAGACACGCCGUUAGCAUUGAUGAGCGUCGUGCUAAGUUUCGACAAGAUCUGAUAUAUCAAGAACCCAACAAAACCCACAAGAAGCAUGCAGCUAGGCGCAUGAUGGAACACAAUCCCUUUAAUGAGAAGGUGCAAGAAUUUCAGGAAAAGUAUCGUCCAGGGCGACGAUCAACUCUUGCACCAGAAGAUAUAGUUGCCGCCGAAGAUCGUGGCAGGCGGCGAGUGAGUGGUCAGGCUGAGGAUGCUGACCACCCCGCGCCUUUCCGUAGUCGCUCUAGAUCCAAGUCAAGGGCAACGGAACGGUCACAGCAGUAUGGGACUGAGCAUGACGCCUCAUCGAUCAACUCCAAACCGCCCAUGGCCGAUCUAGGUUAUGACUCGGACGACGAAGAGCAAGAUGUCGACGAGGUUUGGUUUUCUGGAGGACAUGGUGAUAUCGGAGGUGGUUGGGACGCGAUUGCAGGCCAUAAGAACGCUAGCCAUAUUCCACUGGUCUGGAUGGUGCGGGAGGCCAUGCGAGCAGGUUUGACGUUUGACAUUGAGCAGCUUGAGCAGCUGGGCUGUGUUGAGUCAAUCACUAACCCCGGGUUCGAUUACGAUCCCUCACGUCCCACAUCUCCCAAGUCGCCCAUCAAGCCACAAGAUGUUCCCACCGUUCCAGCGAUCCACGUGGAUGCCCCAUCACCACUGGGUUCUCCGGUUGCAUCCCCGACUGUGUCACCGACGGGAUCGGCAACGGAGCCAGUCGAUGAGGAAGCAGACCGUUUGACUCAUUCACAAACUACCACUCUCUUCAGGGAUAUGCUUCGGACGGCGCAUGAGGCAGAGAUACACGAUUCGCUCGAUUUUCGUUGUGGAAUGCACCCAGCCACUGUAUUCAUGUGGCGUCUCAUGGAGCAUUUGCCGUUCCGGCGACUCGAUUUGAGGCCUGACGGGAGCUGGAAACCAAUUCGUUGGCCUCUGCCGCGAGGUGAAGUCCGAGAUGUCCCUGAUAAAGUGAGAGUACACGGCAGCGUAAUUCGGAGGAUGGAGAGAGAUAGCACGUACAGACCUGGUAACCUGAUUGUUGGUGGAGGAGGCAGAGGGUGUAGGGUGGCACCCAAAGAAUAUGGUAUGGGCCAAUGGGUGUGCAUCCAAGGCCAAGGUGACCCUAUUGACGAGAUUUGGGUCCGGAAGCCUGAGAAAGAUCAAAAUAUGGCAUAA
Molecule: messenger RNA, 1971 nt
Organism: Colletotrichum truncatum
Lineage: Eukaryota; Fungi; Ascomycota; Sordariomycetes; Glomerellales; Glomerellaceae
Product: short chain dehydrogenase reductase family
Source: RefSeq, a predicted model, not a curated record